Messenger RNA from Agelaius phoeniceus (red-winged blackbird), 3879 nucleotides. It is a transcript of the gene AVPR1A, whose product is annotated as arginine vasopressin receptor 1A. The record is from RefSeq and is a predicted model, not a curated record. Gene Ontology annotation, biological process: regulation of systemic arterial blood pressure by vasopressin; G protein-coupled receptor signaling pathway; cellular response to hormone stimulus. Gene Ontology annotation, molecular function: peptide binding; vasopressin receptor activity. Lineage: Eukaryota; Metazoa; Chordata; Aves; Passeriformes; Icteridae. Gene Ontology annotation, cellular component: plasma membrane.
AUGCGCCUCGCCGGCGGCGCCGGCUCCCCCCGGGCUGUGCCCUCACCCGGGAAUGGCAGCCGGUGGCGGGCGGCGGAGCCCGGCGGCGGCAGCAGCCCCAGUCCCGAGGCGUGGUCGGGGUCGCCGAACGGCAGCCUGGGCGGCUGGGACCCCUUCGGGCGGGACGAGGAGCUGGCGAAGCUGGAGAUCGCGGUGCUGGCCGUCACCUUCGCCGUGGCGGUGGUGGGGAACGGCAGCGUGCUGCUGGCCCUGCGGCGCACGCCGCGCAAGGCGUCCCGCAUGCACCUCUUCAUCCGCCACCUCAGCCUGGCCGACCUGGUGGUCGCCUUCUUCCAGGUGCUGCCCCAGCUCUGCUGGGAGGUGACCCACCGCUUCCACGGCCCCGACGGGCUCUGCCGCGUCGUCAAGCACCUGCAGGUCUUCGGCAUGUUCGCCUCGGCGUACAUGCUGGUGGCCAUGACCGCCGACCGCUACAUCGCUGUCUGCCACCCGCUGAAGACGCUGCAGCAGCCCACCAAGCGCUCGUACGGGAUGAUCGCGGCGGCCUGGGCGCUCAGCCUGCUGCUCAGCACCCCGCAGUACUUCAUCUUCUCCCUCAGCGAAGUGGAGCGCGGCUCGCAGGUCUACGACUGCUGGGCGCACUUCAUUAUGCCCUGGGGGCCCCGCGCCUACAUCACUUGGAUCACCGGCGGCAUCUUCAUCGCGCCUGUCCUCAUCCUCAUCAUCUGCUACGGCUUCAUCUGCUACCGCAUCUGGCGCAACGUGCGGGGCAAGACGCGCCCGGGGGAAGCGGCAGCAGCGGGUGGCGGUCGCCGGGCAGGUGAUGAUGGUGGCCCGCGACGGGGGCUGCUGCUUGCCCCUUGUGUCAGCAACGUCAAAACCAUCUCCCGCGCCAAGAUCCGCACCGUCAAGAUGACCUUCGUCAUCGUCUCGGUGUACGUCGUUUGCUGGGCGCCCUUCUUCACCAUCCAGAUGUGGUCCGUGUGGGACCAGCGCUUCCCCUGGGUCGAUUCUGAAAACACUGCAACUACUGUUACGGCUCUGCUGGCCAGCCUGAACAGUUGCUGUAACCCAUGGAUCUACAUGUUCUUCAGUGGGCACCUCCUCCAAGACUGCCUACAGAGCUUCCCUUGCUGCCAAAAAAUAAAGCAAACGCUGAGUAAAGAAGAUUCAAACAGCAACAGCAGGCGACAGACUUCUUUCACCAACAACAGAAGCCCAACCCACAGCCUAAACACAUGGAGGGAGAUGCCCCACUCCAAAUCAACCAGCUUCAUCCCCAUCCCAACAUGAGACAGGCCUCAGGGCAGGCAGGGCUUGCAGUCCUGUCACAGUGCUUGGGAAGGUUGUGGAAUGGCACUUUAUGCCAAUCCAGGCCACCAUCAUGGUACCAAGGAAUGACUAAAAUGGCCAUGAGACAAAAAGUGCCCCCUUGCUUCAUAAGCUAUGCUGCAGUAUGUAAAUUAUUUUCUGAAAGUUUUUUAAGAUUAGGGCAACUGAUCAGAAAGGUGUGGCAACAAUAAAGCAGUUAUUUUUUUAAAUAGAAUUUAUUUUAAUUUUUGUCUGUUCCUAAAAUGCUAAGUGCAUUGUUGCUUGCUGUUUAAAACAGUCAAAACAAUGGAGUUUUCAUGUAUUGGGCUAACUCCACUCUAGUGUUAAUGCAUAAAACUUCUCAUGAUUGUCUGAUGAAGUCACAGGGAAAGAAGACAAUUUGAGCAAGAUUACAGUUUAGUCUUAAACAUUACCAGAAAGGAGUUGGGAAAAACUCUUGGCUGUCCAGAUAAGGAAUAGAGUUAGACAGACUCUGAGCUGCUGGAAUUCAGUUGCUUGUGAUGCUUCAUCUUGUGAAGGUCUAGCAGUUCUCAGACACUGAAAUUCAACAGUCCUUUUGAAGGCAAAUCUUUUAGUGCUGUCGAUGUCUCUAUGUGUAUUGUGGGUUUCAUUUUUAGGGUGACAUUUCCUCUUCCUUUAAUGCUGAUGGAAAUUAUACAGCAUAUUUGUGCGUGUGUGUGUUUGUUGUUGCACCUACUUUCAUUUUUUUAAACUAACUUUAAAAAUAUAUUGAUAAAUAAGUAUGAUACGCUAUGACUAGCUCAGCACUGUUACAAACAGUCACACCAAGAAAACUUAUAAUGAAUACCAGAACCACUUGCUUUAUUGGUAGGAAUGCCAUCUUUUCUUUUUUAAUUCACUAGGACGUCUAGGAUGUCCUACAUUGCUAGGUUGUCAAGCAAACAGCCUCACGAGCUCAGAAGAGUGUAGUCAUUUGGUAAGAGCUGCAGAACCAGUGCAUUUCAAGACACAGAUCUGAAAAUCAAACUUAGAAGUCUUCUGGGAAUAUAUAAAAAUUUUGUAAAUUGCAAUAAAAAGUCAUCACAUUUGGUAAUUACAAAGCAUUCAAGGUGUGCUUGUUUUCAACACAAUGCAUGCUAAAUUGACUGUAGUUCGUUUAUAUGGUAAACAAUCCUAUUACAUCUUUCCUUGGAGCCUGUCUCAUAUUGAGGUUGGGUUUUGAAGUCCUUGAGUAAGUUUUGCUGAGUUUUUAAGUCUUGAGAAUCUCUUAGAGAAGUGCAUCUACCUGUCUGCUCUGUUUUCCUGAGCUUGCUGGAUCCUGAAAUCCAGGAGCUCCCCUGGCCCCCUGCAGGACUGCUGACACAGUCCCAGCUGGCUGCUGGAGCACGGGGACUCCAGUGUGGCUGCAGAACCUGCAUGCAAGGAGGAAGCUCAGCAGCAGCUUGCGUUCUUUCUUUCUCAACAAAACCUAACAAACAAGAUCGCUUUUCUAAUUGCUUGAGGAGAUUGCAUGUGGCUUCCACCGAGGAUGGUGCCCAUGCCUGCCUCAAUAAUGGUAGCAGAAAUUAAUGGAGUUAGGUGCAGAAUAAGAUCAUAAACCACUCCAGAAGCUCCCAAUUGAUUAUUUUGGGCAAAGAAUAGGGAACAUUAUGCCUAAAAGAUUCUUUUUUUUUGUCACUAAAGAAAAUCUCGGCUCCAUUCUCUUUCCUUGUGUUUGCUGUUGUUCAGAGCACGAGAAGCCAGAGGACAGUGUGGUGGAAUGGCUUACAUUUAACAGACUAUUUUUUUUGACCACCUUUAAUAUACAAAUGUGACCACAGCUCUCACCAACUCUGGACGAAGGUUUGUGAACCUGAAGCUAUAUUUGAAUCAAAAAAACCAGCAUGCAGUGAUGUUGUGUGUGUGUUUGUGCACAUUAUGUGUACUGUGUAUAUUUUGCAAGUAGGUAAUUCACAGUUACUGAAACUGCAAGUGUUUCAAGUUAAGUACACUAUCCUUUGCUAGUUUUCUGUUUGUGCUACUGCUUUCUUUGUACAUGAAAUAUGUAUUAAAAACCAAUUAGCUGUACUAACAGAAUUUUCAUGUUUGCAUAAUUGAAUGUUUUUUCUAUUACACUUUACAUUCAAACAGAAAAUAUAAUGAAAAAAUGUGUGUAGAAUAUUGUUGAAAAUAAAAAUGAACUGGGUAAUGACCAGUAUACGUAUUAAACCAAACAGAUUCAAAGUAUAAAUUUAGGUUUUUUUCAAAUACAUUACAAAAUCUAGGCUUACACUUGGGGCUUGUGAGCAUAAAUUUCCCCUAUGAGUGUCCUGUAGCUUCUGCAAUUAAACUGACAACAACACAAUUUGUCAAUAUUUGAUUUCCAGACUUUUUUUGUAAAUACUGACUUUUUCACAUAAUUGUAAUGUUGGAAGAUACAACCAAUAUUUUUUAAUUGUUCAUCUGUGGAUAUAUUUUUUUAACAGCUACUUUGGGUUAUCAUGAGGAUGCCGUAAUGGAAACAGAAGGAAACAAAAAAUUGUGAAACCAUUGCAAAUUUAAAAUGGAAACUUGCUCUAAUAAACCUGCAUAUUUAUUUGAUCCAAA